This is a messenger RNA of Syzygium oleosum, 570 nucleotides long. RefSeq names its product pterocarpan synthase 1-like. Bases 1 to 570 code for a protein of 189 amino acids. NCBI's taxonomy places the organism in Eukaryota, Viridiplantae, Streptophyta, Magnoliopsida, Myrtales, Myrtaceae. The transcript has a single exon. The record is from RefSeq and is a predicted model, not a curated record.
AUGGCCAGAUCUCUACCCAAACUCAUCCUCAUCACGCUUAUCUUCUCUCUAACCAUCUUCGGCACACGAUCCCAAACAUCCACCGGCAGCCUGUCAAUCGAAGCCGGGCCGAGAAGAUCAGAGAAGCUGAGCCACCUUCACUUCUACUUGCACGGAGCGUUUGCUGGGCCAAACUUCACCGCCACACAAGUAGCCUCAGCUUCGACGAGUAGCCAGUCGGCCACAGCCUUCGGCACGGUUUUUGUGAUCGACGACGUGCUGAAGCUGGGCCCUGACGCGCGCUCAAAGCUUGUCGGCUGGGCCCAAUGCCUCACGUCAUCGGUGUCGCAGGCCGAGACUGUCUUGUCGAUGGCCGUCAACUUUGUGUUCACCGAAGGGAAGUUCAAUGGGAGCACUUUGAGUAUGCUCGGAAGGAACAGCUUGGCGCUCGAGGUGAGGGAGAUGGCCAUUACAGGAGGGACGGGAGCUUUCCAGCUUGCGCGCGGUUAUGUUCGGACGAAGACUCACUCCAUCGACCGGACGAGUGGACUUCUCGUGUCGGAGUAUGAAGUCUACGUUUUGCAUUACUGA